Messenger RNA from Adineta steineri, 1047 nucleotides. The record is from the annotation of a GenBank genome assembly. NCBI's taxonomy places the organism in Eukaryota, Metazoa, Rotifera, Eurotatoria, Adinetida, Adinetidae.
AUGGAUUGGUGGUAUUUUUUUAUUAGUAUUUAUUUUGCCACAGUAACAGCUGAUAUUGGUCAAGUUCAUACACUUAAUGUUCAACAAGAUGAACGUGUUCGACUUGAAUGUACAUUAACAUCAAAACAAGAUGCUGAAGAAGCUAUGUGGAUGCGUAUUCGACCACCUUAUAAUCCUGAUGUUUUAACUUAUCGAGAUAAUGUUGUUUAUGCACCAGAUCGUAUUGAACUUGAACAACAUCGUCUUAGUUCAAGUAUGACUACAAAUGGAACAUAUGUUGAUACCUAUUUUUUAACACUAACGAUUUUACAUCCAACUAUUGAUGAUGAAGGAAGAUAUAUUUGUUCAAAACAUCGAACUAUAUUUGCUGAAUAUGAUCUUUUUAUAAUUAUUCCACCACAAUUUACUGAUGACCAAAAUUUUAUUCAACAACGAAGUAUUAUUGAAGGUUCAAAUCUUCAACUUUCUUGUUCAACUCAUGGUCGACCUCAACCGUCAAUUACAUGGUUCUAUCGAACAAAUAAUGAUAAACAUAUUGUAUUAGGUGAUGGUGCAGAUUGUUUAGAUAAAACUUGUGAAAUGAAUUGGAUUAAUUUUACAAGAGAUAAUCCAACACUAAUCGAAUGUAUUGCUGAUAAUAAAAAAUCUUCUCGAAUAUCAAAAGUAUUUAAUAUCGAUGUACUUUAUCCUCCUACGAUAAAAACAAAUGUUCGAACGUUAAUAGGUUCAAAAAAUAUAGAAGUUUUUAUUGAAUGUUUAUCCAUUGCUAAUCCACCACCUUCAAUUAUUUGGUUUGAUGAUAAUCGACAAGAAAUCGCUGAUCACCGCUUAUAUACUAUUAAAUAUGAAAAUCAAUCAUCGAUAUUAUCAUUUUUAAUAUCUUUAGCAGAAAAUUCCAAAGUAAAUUAUUAUUGUCAAAGUAAUAAUUCAAUUGGAAUCAUAGAGAAAUUAAUUAAUAUUUCCGACUUUAUUCAAUUUGAAUCGAAAUCAACGACAAUACGAUUACCCACUGCAUCUCUAUCCAAUAAAUCUAAAUCUAGUAAAUAA